This is a messenger RNA of Tympanuchus pallidicinctus (lesser prairie-chicken), 7861 nucleotides long. It is a transcript of the gene MICAL2, whose product is annotated as microtubule associated monooxygenase, calponin and LIM domain containing 2. The transcript is spliced from 36 exons. Bases 314 to 6169 code for a protein of 1951 amino acids. Gene Ontology annotation, molecular function: FAD binding; protein binding. NCBI's taxonomy places the organism in Eukaryota, Metazoa, Chordata, Aves, Galliformes, Phasianidae. The record is from RefSeq and is a predicted model, not a curated record.
GUGCAGUGCCAGGGUGCGGGAGGGUGCCGGUCGGCUGCUGGUUGGGCGGCUGAGCGCGGUGCCAGGCGGGGCAGCUCUGGGGCUCUCGCGCUCGGUCGGAGGGAGACGCAGAAGAAGGAAAACUGGUGGUGUCUUCGUAAGUAUGCCGCGAUUAAGGCAGGAAAACGCUUUCCGAACGUGUUGCGGCGCUGAAGUGGGCUAUUAGUUUGGACGUGUCCUGGAAUAACAUGCUUGGAAUUACUUGCUAGUGUUGGUUACCUGCACCCUAGCACAAGAGCUCCAGCUUGAUUCUUUUCAGUGCUUCUGUCAGAACAUGGGGGAAAACGAUGAUGAAAAAUACAAUCAAGCUGGCCAGAUAUUUGAAAACUUUGUCCAAGCAACAACAUGCAAAGGUACCAUUCAGGCCUUUAAUAUUCUCACACGCCAACUUGAAUUAGAUCCUUUGGACUGUAAGAACUUUUACAGCAAACUGAAGUCCAGAGUAACCACGUGGAAGGCCAAAGCUUUGUGGAACAAGCUUGAUAAAAGAGCAAGUCACAAAGAGUACAAACGUGGAAAAUCUUGUAUGAACACUAAGUGUUUAAUUAUUGGAGGUGGCCCAUGUGGCUUGCGGACUGCCAUAGAACUUGCCUUCCUGGGAGCCAAAGUUGUCGUCGUGGAGAAGCGGGACACUUUUUCAAGAAACAAUGUGUUGCAUCUCUGGCCGUUUACAAUCCAUGACCUCCGGGGACUAGGAGCAAAGAAAUUUUAUGGGAAAUUCUGUGCAGGAUCCAUUGAUCACAUCAGUAUUCGACAACUUCAACUUAUCCUCUUCAAAGUUGCACUUAUGCUAGGAGUUGAAAUCCACGUGAAUCUAGAAUUUGUGAAAGUCCUGGAACCCCCUGAAGAUCAGGAAAAUCGAAAGAUAGGUUGGAGGGCUGAGUUUCUCCCGGUGGAUCACCCUUUGUCAGAGUAUGAAUUUGAUGUUAUUGUUGGUGCAGAUGGCCGCAGAAACACAUUAGAAGGUUUUAGGAGAAAGGAGUUCCGUGGAAAGCUAGCUAUAGCUAUCACUGCCAAUUUUAUAAACAGAAAUACUACUGCAGAAGCCAAAGUAGAAGAAAUUAGUGGUGUUGCUUUCAUCUUCAAUCAGAAGUUCUUCCAAGACCUUAAAGAGGAAACAGGAAUUGACCUGGAGAAUAUUGUUUACUACAAAGAUAGCACACAUUAUUUUGUGAUGACGGCAAAAAAACAGAGUCUUCUGGACAAAGGAGUGAUUAUAAAUGACUACAUUGAUACUGAGUCACUCCUCUGUGGCGAGAAUGUGAACCAGAGCAAUUUGCUGUCCUACGCUCGAGAAGCUGCUGACUUUGCAACCAACUAUCAGCUGCCUUCCUUGGAUUUUGCAAUUAAUCACUAUGGGCAACCAGAUGUGGCAAUGUUUGAUUUUACAUCUAUGUAUGCAUCUGAGAAUGCUGCACUGGUGAGAGAAAGGCACAGGCAUCAGCUCCUGGUUGCACUUGUUGGAGACAGUUUACUUGAGCCUUUCUGGCCAAUGGGUACUGGCUGUGCAAGAGGCUUCUUAGCUGCUUUUGAUACCGCUUGGAUGGUGCGGAGCUGGGCUCAAGGAAAACCCCCACUAGAAAUCCUUGCUGAACGGGAGAGUAUUUAUCGACUCUUGCCACAGACUACCCCUGAAAAUAUUAACAAGAACUUUGACCAGUAUACCAUUGAUCCAGGAACGAGGUACCCAAACUUGAACUCAAGCUGUGUUCGACCUCACCAGGUGAAACAAUUAUACGUUACCAAUGAGUUACAGCAAUGUUCUCUUGAAAGAGCAAGCUCCAUUAGAAGAUCAGUGAAUCUCUCAAGACAUGAGUCGGACAUUCGACCUAACAAACUCUUGACCUGGUGUCAGAAACAGACAGAAGGGUACCGUAAUGUUAACAUCACAGACCUGACUACCUCUUGGAAAAGUGGCCUUGCAUUGUGUGCAAUUAUCCAUCGCUUCAGGCCUGACCUCAUAGACUUUGAUGCACUGAACGAAGAGGACAUUGUCAAAAACAACCAACUGGCAUUUGAUGUCGCUGAGCGGGAAUUUGGAAUCCCCCCUUUGACCACAGGGAAGGAGGUGGGGUCAGCUGAGGAGCCUGACAAGCUCAGCAUGGUCAUGUACCUCUCCAAAUUUUAUGAGCUGUUCAGGGGCACACCUCUGAGGACAGUAGAUGCUGGGGAUAAGCAAAAUGGAGAAAGUAAUGAACUUUGCUCAGCAAAAUCAUCAAACUUCAUCUUUAAUAAUUACAUCAACUUAACUUUACCAAGGAAGCGAGUGCCAAAGGUUGAAGGGAAAACAGAAGAAAACGAGACCAACAAAAGACGUCGCAAAGGUCUUUUUGGUGUCUUUGAUGAGGCCUCAGGAUUUUCAAGCCAGGAGACAAGUGUUGGGAAAGAACAGAAUGAUGGCAGAGAAGGAAUAAAUCAGAAUAAAGUUAAAUCAAUGGCAACUCAACUGUUGGCAAAGUUUGAAGAGAAUGCUCCAAAUACAAUUUUUCGGAGGCAGGAGCAAAUAGAUAGACCAGCACAGCUCUCUUCUGACUCUCCUGUUAAUCCUCGCUUUGCUCAACCUAAAGAUACAAGUCUUCUGUCUCAACCAAAAAGGCAGUUUCAGGUGGUAGCUAGACCUGAACAUGAGGUGAGGGAAACCAAACAGUCUUUAAAUGGUUCUGAUCAUAUGGCCAGGAGACCAAAGGCUCUAGAAAAAACAGAUAUCCAGCGCAGUCUGUCAGAAACAUCUGAAAAUCUUGCAUCUGCUUGUUCUGCUGCAUUUGUACUUUCUGGAGUGCUUGAACGUCUUCAGCACCUGGAUGAAAAAAUGAAACAGAAAAGAGCUCAGACCAUAGCAAAUAGAGAAUUCCAUAAAAAGAACAUUAAAGAGAAAGCAGCACAUCUUGCCUCACUGUUUGGAUACAUGGAUUUUCCAAAGAAUAAGCUGCCUACUAAAGGCUUAUCCCAUUCUCAGCCCCCAACUCCCUCUUGCCCUCCACCUCAUGAUUCAGCUGCUGCCUCUUCUCCAUCAUCUGUAGGUUCAGCUUCCCCUGUUCUUCCUUCUAGACAGAUGACUGUAGGAAAGGUCUCACGUGCAAUUGGAGCUAUGGCUGAAGUUCUUGUCAAUCUGUAUGUGAAUGAUCACAGACCCAAGUCGCAAAUUCCCCCCCUUGAGCUGAACCAGUCUUUGGACAGAACUACAGGUUCUUUCCCCACUCCCUGUUCUACACAUCCUGUCUCCAGUGCUCAGAGAUGUCAGGGAUCUCUGCGAAAAGAGUUUCCUCAGUCUAUUGGGGGGAGUGACAUUUGUUAUUUCUGCAAAAAACGGGUAUAUGUUAUGGAGCGGCUGAGUGCAGAAGGCCACUUUUUUCACAGGGAGUGCUUCAAGUGUGAAAUAUGUUCUACAACUCUCCGAUUAGGAAUUUAUGCCUUUGAUGUUGAAGAAGGUAAAUUUUACUGUAAACCUCAUUUUAGACACUGCAAAAUCAGUAAUAAACACCGAAAGAGAAGAGCAACAUUACAGGUCCAGUGCAAGGAGGCAACAGAAGCCUGGAAGAAAGAAGAACUCAGAGCUACAGAGAGCACCACAGACAGCACUUUAACAACUGCUAGCAGUCCAGAGGACAGGUCCCCAGGCUUCUGCCAGCCCACGGCUGUUGAGCCUACCUCCCCAAAGAAGGCAAAGAGCAUCCUGGAGCACCUCAAUGUGGAAAGCUGGUUCUCAUCCACUGACCCUGAGUGGGCCACUGUAAGGGUCAUCCCUGAGGAGGAAAUGACGGAGCACAACCUCCUUGCUGUUCGAGUCAUGGUCACCAGUGAUGCAAGCAGCUCUGAGGGGGAAUCUGAUUUUAAUGGCAACUCCUCCAGCUCUGAGGUGAGUGAAGGACAGACCUCGUUGCUGGAGCCCCCUGCCUGCCCAAGCCCCCCGCGCCGCUGGACAUUGCUUGCCAGGAGCCCCAUGGCACCAGAGGAAAGCCACAGGGCAUCCAAAGUCAUUGAUGUGCUACAGAGAGCCAACAGCUUCCACUCCACUGCCUUAAAUAAGUAUCAGAGUUGGAGGAGAAAAAUCCAAACGAAUUUCCCUCUACUGUCUAACAAGAAGCCUGGGCUACGCUGGAAGGACAGCUCAGCCAGCUGUCAAAGCAGUCUUGGAGAGGAUCACCCCCAAGCACAGUUGGCUUCUUACAAGAAACCACCAGAAGUUACGAGGGGACAUGUCAAACCCUACAGCCCUGAAUUUCAAAGAAAAGCCAGAGAGAGGCCUCAAGAUGUCCAUCCCCACGUGCCUCGUUGUCCAUUUCAGAGCAAGGUCAAAGGUUCUCCACAGAUCUCUCCUGGGAAUGGGGCACGGGCUGCUGGUUUUUCUGAGUGUGAAGAUACAGAUGGUGACACUGGGACAUAUACAGGCCAGGGCCGGAAUGAAGUAAAAAAGAGUUAUACCUCUGAAUCAGAAGAUUUUAAUGGGAAUAUGAAAGUGAUGUCAUCUCUGCAUCUGAAAGAAAAAGAUGAGACAAGGCACCUAGAAGAAAAGCUUGAGCAAGAGCAAAAGGAAGCAAAAAAAAGGCUGGUUCUUUGCACAGAACAACAAGCUAUGUAUGAUUCAAAUGGGGUGUACUUAGGUGGAACCACACUGCAGUGUCAAAGCAAAAAAAUGUUGGGGAUUUCAAAGGAGAAGAAUACUGAAUGGAGAAGAGGUGUUUUCAAGCCAUCUAGUUGUCCUGUGCCUCUCUUAUUUGUAGAUGAUGUGCCACCAGCUUUGCCAGUUGACAUGAAAGAUGCUCUGAGGAGUCCAGACAAAACUGCCAAGGAGCAUUCAGCUGGCCAGCCAAAAUCACCACUGAGGCUCAUUGCCAAUGCAAUCAGGAGGUCCAUUUUGGAACCUCUAACUUCAUCUCCAGAAGGACUAAAGCAGGAUUCGGACAGCAAAACCAAAGCCUCUUCAGAACAAGCUUCUUUCAGCUUCCCUAGUAUUCUUGGCCAUAAGAACACUAACAACAACAGAGCAAGUAACAGUCAGCUACAGGAGCUUCAAGUAAGGAAGCAGGCAGGAGAACAUUUAGGAUGUGGGAGCCUUCUCUCAAGUGCUUCUAAGUUUUCUGCCAGCUCUGAAGAGAGAUCUCCAAGUGACACUAAGGAUGUGUCCUUCCCAGUCUACAGUCCUCACAGCAGGCCUUCCAAGACCCCUAAUAUACCUCAGAAACCUACUUGCACUAGGAUGGAGGAUGUCCCAGGACUCCUAGAAAAGUUUACUUUUAAUGAAACUCCCUCAGUGGCUCCCAAGGAUGAUGUAUUAAUCUGUAAUGAAAAGUACCCUCUUGCUUCAUCUCAGGAACCCUGGAACACCCCUAAGGACAGCCUGCAUGACUCUGCACAGAAGGGUAGUCUUUCACUCUUUGAGAGACUAAGAAGUAAGAUUUGUGAAAGAGAAGGGAAUUUCUCCGUGUCAUCUCUGCCUUUCAUGAAUGACCAUUCUGCAGAAGACAGGCUACAUUAUCCUUCCACAGGAUGUGAACUUCCACCUGUCAGGAAACAGACUGUGGAGUAUUUUACUUCUUCCUCUGAUGAAGAUGAAUUUGAAUUCAACCGUUCAUUAACAUAUAAGGCUAAAAGAUCUCUUAGAAGGAGAAGAAAACUGGAGAAGGAGACAAAACAAUUGAUUAAACAAGAGGAGCUGAAGAGACUUCAUAAAGCACAGGCAAUCCAGCGCCAACUAGAAGAACUGGAGGAAAGACAGAGAGCACUGGAGGUUUUUGGUGUUCAGUUGGAGAGAGAACUCAGAGGAGAAUCCGUUUCAGGCACACAGGAUGAAACUCAGUUGCUUCAUGAAUGGUUUGAACUGGUCCUGGAGAAGAAUAAAUUAAUGCGUUACGAGUCUGAGCUCUUGAUUGUAGCCCAAGAAUUAGAAUUGGAGGACCAUCAAAGCAGAUUGGAACAAAAACUGAGAGAGAAGAUGGCCAUUGAUGAUAGCCUUAAAAAUGAGAUGGAUCUAAAUGAGGAAGAUGAAAUUUUUAUUGAGAUGAUGAAAGUGGUUGAAGAAAGGGACAAACUCGUGUCUGCCUUAGAGGAGCAGAGAGUGAAAGAACAAGCUGAAGACCAGUGCUUUGAAAGCAUUCUAUUAUCAAGGGGCUGUCAGCUGAGUGGGAUUUGAACUGCCAUGUGCAAACAAAUGUAAUUCCAGCAAUAUUUGUAAUCAUGGAGGUACUGUCUUCUGAAAUUUAAGGUAAUUCACAUUUGAAGUCAGUUUAUUUGAAUAAGGUCAUCCUGUUAUCAGGAGCUUUUAAACAACUUCUGUGCUCACACUGAUGUGAAUCACUUCACUGUCAGCAUCAAGAAUCACAAGAAUAAAGAUGGAAUGGAUUUACCUGAGAGACGCCGCAGCCUGUGAAAGGGAAAUUGGCACUCCAGUGUUUCCUUGGAAUGUUAUUUUACUGCUGAAAAUAGAGUUAUUAAGAAAAAGGAUGAUAUCAUAUAGUAUUUUUGAGAUGGCAUUAUUUUCUGUCUGCUCGUCUGACUCUUUAUGUGGUUUUGCUUAUAUUUUGGCACAGUGAAGCCAUGAUGAACUAUUUAAAGGUCAAAAGCAAGCAUCUCUUAUAGAAAUAAGGUUAGUUCUUUUUUUUUUCUGGUAGAAAAGUCUUUUGACUGAUAACUAUGCGUAAGCACUCAUUAAAACCAUUGUAAAUACAAGGUCAGAUAUGAAUUUCCUAGGUAUUCCUAUGUUUUAGAGCACCGUGUGUUUUUGAACAAGCUGUUAAAUAUCUCCACGUUUUGUAAAAUGGUAAGGGGCCAUCAAAUGGGUAUCUCCCCUAAGACUGUUAGGUACUCAGAAUAGCUUUUGUCUGUCACUGAUUAAGGUCUUCUCUAAAGCAUGCUGAAUGAUAAUUAUAAAAUACUUCUCCACCCCUGCUUCAAAGGAUUUAUCUCAAGAAGUAUCAUGAGGGUGUAGCAGCUGACAGAUCUCCCUUAAAGUAAUUCCUCAGAAGGGCUGCAAAAAUUAUUGAGUUUUGCAAUAGCAAUGUUUGAUAGAUAAUGUUGUGAUUACAUUUAAAUUACAUUUAUAUUGCUGCUCAAAAAAUGUAUAUGUAGAUCUUUUGCUUAAAGGAAGUGCCUGCUAUCUUUUUUUUUUUCUUUCUGUAGUCAUGGCAUAGCAGAUGUGCAGAAAUUCUUGUUGAUAUUCAGGAUAGCUUCACGUACUUUCUUAAGUCUGCAAUUUUGCAAUAUAAGAUUGGUAAGAUUUCAGACUUGUACAUAUGAUGCACUUAUUUUCAAACUGAAAAACCAAGGAGACCAAAAGGCUGUUUCUUCUUGAACAUCAUUUUACCUCACACUUUGACUGGGAAGAUUUUGAUGUUCUCAGUAUUUCAUGACUGGUGCUUACUUGCAAGAGUUGUCUUCUUACAGCCAAAGCUACAAGCAUUCUUGUUAUGAGACAAUUAAGCUAAAUAACCUCUUGGUAACUAGCUGUAGGGUAACAGAUACAGUGGAUCUUAGUACGAUAAUUUAUGAGUUAUCUUCAGUUUUUGCUGUAUUGUAAGAAAUCUAAAAUAUCCUUUUUAAAAUUAAAAAAAAAAAAAAUUCACUGUUGACUACAAAUACAUAGAAUACCUCUUUGCUGCAAGAACUACACUACUGUUAUGCAAUAUUUAUUUAUUUAUACUUAUUUAUUAGUCUCUGUAAGGAGGAUAAGAGUGUCAUGUUAUAUUUUACAGUUCAGACGUUGUCUCCAAUUUUCAUAAAUAAGUUUAUUUCUAACAGUUAUUUAUGCCUACAGGUCUGCAGGGUAAACUAGGUAGCUUUAUCAAUUUGGUAAUUAUUAGUAAUAAGGUAUAAAUUAAGAUUAAAA